Molecule: messenger RNA, 1311 nt
Organism: Akanthomyces muscarius
Lineage: Eukaryota; Fungi; Ascomycota; Sordariomycetes; Hypocreales; Cordycipitaceae
Exons: 3
Coding region: 1-1311 (436 amino acids)
Source: RefSeq, a predicted model, not a curated record
AUGAGCUCGCGCAGUAGCGAGUUUCGCUCGCUCGCGCCGUUUUCCCACCGUCGCGACGCCAGCUUGACGCUGCAGCAUGCCCAAGGGCCUUUUUCUUUCCUCAAUCCCACGCGAGGGCACUUCGCACACGCGCCAGUCGCAUCACCACCCCAAGACGAGGGUGCCGACGCAGCCGAGGCCCCUGUCGCGAAAGACCAGACGGCCUCGACGUCGCCCAUCAAGCACCAGCCCAGCAUCGACGGGGUUCACUUCCUAUGGCGGUCGCGCGACAAUCGCAAGGGUCGACAUCCGCUGCGUGUGCAGCAGGGUAGCGCCGCGGCGCCUCGACGGUCGUCGCACCCCAACGAGGUACUGAGGGGCGUUCUCCGAACCUUGACGCAUUUUCCGGUGUGGGAUAUUUCCUGGCUGGUUGCGUUCAUCUUUACCUGGGGCAGUGUAGUCUGGGUGAUUAAUGGAUUCUUUGCGUGGCUGCCGCUCGUGCGGCCCUCUACCGAGUUCAACGGCGAGGCGGACUAUGGCGGCGGCAUCACCGCCUUCAUCGGCGCCAUUCUAUUCUUUGAACUCGGCUCACUGCUGCUCAUCCUCGAGGCCAUCAACACCAAUGACACGGGCUGCUUCGGCUGGGCCGUCGAGACGCUCGUCGACCAAGACGCCAAGCACCAGCACAACAACCCGUCGCCAUCAGCAGCCGUACAGUACGUUGUAGACGAGCGCGGCUGCAACCACCAUCACCAAAACAAGCACAAUCUCGUUGGAAGCCCACAGCAGCAGCAGAAGAAUCAUGAGACGACGACUCAAAGGCGCUGGAUGUGGCGCCCGUCGUGGCAUGAGCUGACGCACCACUACAUCUACGAGCUGGGCUUCCUCGCCGGCGCCGCGCAGCUCUUUGGCGCUACCGUCUUUGGCGUAGCCGGCAUCACCGCGCUGCCGGGCAUCAUGGGCCACCUCACGCCGCAGUGGCGCCUCAAUGCCGCCUACUGGAUCCCGCAGGUCGUUGGCGGGAGCGGCUUCGUCGUCAGCGGCCUGCUGUACAUGCUCGAGACGCAGGAGCGCUGGUGGAAGCCCGCGCCGCGGCUGCUGGGCUGGCACAUCGCUCUUUGGAACCUGGUGGGCGCGUUUGGCUUCACGCUGUGCGGCGCGCUGGGCAUGGCGUAUGGCAACUCGGGCGCGCAGUACCAGGCCUCCCUGGCGACAUUCUGGGGUUCUUGGGCUUUUUUGAUCGGUAGCUACCUGCAGCUCUAUGAGAGCCUGAGCAAGCACCCCGUCGAAGAAGUCAAGACAAAAAAGGCGGACAAGGAAGCGUUGUCCUGA